Messenger RNA from Paraglomus brasilianum, 735 nucleotides. NCBI's taxonomy places the organism in Eukaryota, Fungi, Glomeromycota, Glomeromycetes, Paraglomerales, Paraglomeraceae. The record is from the annotation of a GenBank genome assembly.
AUGACGAAGCAGAUAACAGACUUACCACUUUUACUUAUUUUUCCUGUAAACAUGUUUACCUCGUUUCCAUUCCUAUCUUCAAACCCGUUGAACUUGUAUUUCAAAGACACCCCAUCCGCACCAGAAAUAGUAAUCAUCUGGGGUCGGGAAAAAUUGUAUUUGGACUUUGAGAAUGAGGGUCCCGGUUCUUUACAGGAGACCACGUUGAGACAGUUGAAGGAAAGGAUAAAAAAAAUGACUGGUGUCCCGGUCAACGGGCAGAAGCUACUCAUAUCUGGAGCUAUUAUGAAGGAUGAUACAGCAACGCUGAGUUCGUUUGGACUUCACCCCUCUUCAAAGAUUAUGUUAAUGGGAACCAAACCUAAUUCGAAAGAUCUAUCUCAGACGACUGCAGGAUCAGCAGAAGAACACGCCUUACUUUCCCGUAUAUCCCAAUCCAUAGAAAACACGCGAUCUCUUCUAAUCCCUCAAAUACAAUCCUUUGAAUUAUCCGUGGAUUCGUAUCUCUCUUCCGAUAAGCAGGACGAGAAAGUUUUAGCAAAACUCACCGACACUCAUCAUUAUUUAGUCGAGACUCUCAUGCAAGCCUUGCUGGCUUUAGAUGGCGUUGUGUGUCCACCCGAGUUCGAGACGGCGAGAAUGAGGAGGAGAGAAGCGGUCAAGUUUACUCAAGAGUUAAUUGAUCGUGUGGAUGCGGUGAGAGAGACUUUGGAUGUUACUGGAAAGGGAGUAUGA